AUGGACGAACGCACGAUGGCCUUUAUCCAGAGCAGCAACUAUCAGCCACUCGAUGUCAUUGGCGAAGGCGCGUACGGCGUCGUCUGCUCUGCUGUCCAUGUCCCGACGCAACGGAAAGUCGCGAUCAAGCGCAUCACCCCCUUCGAUCACUCCAUGUUCUGCCUGCGCACCCUCCGCGAGAUCAAGCUGCUCCGCCAUUUCCACCACGAGAACAUCAUCGCCAUACUAGACAUCCUCCGUCCCCCAUCCCUCGCAGACUUCACAGAAGUAUAUCUCGUGCAGGAGCUUAUGGAGACCGAUCUCCACAGGGUCAUACGAACACAGGAGCUCAGCGAUGAUCACUGCCAAUAUUUUAUCUACCAGACGCUACGGGCCCUCAAAGCCCUACACUCAGCUGACGUUCUCCAUCGCGACCUCAAACCCUCCAAUCUCCUGCUCAACGCCAACUGCGAUCUCAAGCUCUGCGACUUCGGCCUCGCACGCUCCGCCCGUCCCCCACCUAACGUUGCCAACGACAGCAGCACAUUUAUGACUGAAUAUGUUGCCACGAGGUGGUACCGCGCGCCCGAAGUGAUGCUGACAUUCAAAGAAUACACCCGUGCGAUCGAUAUGUGGAGCGUCGGUUGCGUGCUGGCAGAGAUGCUCAGCGGGAAACCCCUCUUCCCAGGACGGGAUUAUCACCAUCAACUUUCAAUCAUUCUGGACAUCCUGGGGACGCCGUCAAUAGAUGACUUCUACGCUAUUUCGUCGCUGCGCUCUCGAGAAUAUAUACGCGCCCUACCGUUUAGGAAGAAGAAGAGUUUCGCGCAGCUGUUCCCUAAUGCAAAUCCGCUGGCCAUCGACUUGUUAGAGAAACUCCUAACCUUUAGCCCGAAAAGAAGAAUAGAUGUGAGCGAGGCGCUACGACAUCCGUACCUUCAGCCAUAUCACGACCCGCAGGAUGAACCCACCGCUGACCCCAUUGAUCCUUCGUUCUUUGAUUUCGAUUUUGGAGACCCAAUGUCGAAGGAGGACCUUAAAGUACUUAUCUACAAUGAGAUCAUGCGCCCCGACACAGGACCUGCUCCUAUUACCAUGAUGAACAAUUUCCCAUCAUGA
This is a messenger RNA of Pleurotus ostreatus (oyster mushroom), 1098 nucleotides long. Its product is annotated as MAP kinase Pmk1. NCBI's taxonomy places the organism in Eukaryota, Fungi, Basidiomycota, Agaricomycetes, Agaricales, Pleurotaceae. The record is from RefSeq and is a predicted model, not a curated record. Gene Ontology annotation, molecular function: ATP binding; MAP kinase activity. Gene Ontology annotation, biological process: intracellular signal transduction; protein phosphorylation. The transcript is spliced from 8 exons. Gene Ontology annotation, cellular component: cytoplasm; nucleus. Bases 1 to 1098 code for a protein of 365 amino acids.